GGAACUGCGGGAGGAAAAAAAAAGUUAAAGUAAAAAUGGCUUCCUUGUCUUUGGAGUCUACAGAACAAUCUGAGAACAGCCCAGAGGAGCCAACGGCAACGGAGUGCAAAGAAGAGGAAGAUCCGGUGCAAAUUUCGGAACGAUUACUCCAAAGUUUCCAAAAGUCGGCUUUGAGUUUUUCCAUCGACCAAGUAUCAUGUCUCUGCGAGGCCCUUCUGCAGGCGGGCAAUGUGGAUCGCCUGUGGAGAUUUCUAUCCACCAUACCUCCUUCGUCCGAGCUGCUACGUGGCAACGAGACCCUGCUGAAGGCCCAGGCACUGGUGGCUUUCCACCGGGAAGAAUUCAAGGAGCUGUACGUCAUCCUGGAGAGCUACGACUUCCACCCGUCUAACCAUGGGUUCCUGCAGGACCUGUACCUGAACGCCCGCUACAAGGAGGCGGAGAGGUCCCGGGGCCGCAGCCUGGGCGCAGUGGACAAGUACCGGCUCAGGAAGAAGUUCCCCCUGCCCAAAACCAUCUGGGACGGAGAGGAGACCGUAUACUGCUUCAAAGAGAAAUCCCGAAAUGCCCUGAAAGAGUGCUACAAGAGCAACAGGUACCCGACUCCGGACGAGAAGAAGAACCUGGCCAAAGUCACCGGACUGUCCCUCACGCAGGUCAGCAACUGGUUCAAGAACCGCAGGCAGAGGGACAGGACCCCGUCCGGGACCCACAGCAAAAGUGAGUCUGAUGGGAACCACAGCACCGAGGACGAGUCGAGCCCCAUGGACGACACGCCUGAUAAACCAGAGGAGGCUGCUGGCUCCACAGCUUCCAUCAUCUCUCUCUCUGCCGUCCCCUGUAGCGCGGGAGGCCAGCUCAUCCUCAACGGGUCCGGUGGCUUCCUCACAGCGCCUCAGUCGUUACUACUUAAUGGAAAUUCCCUGCUCUCCAGUACCGGUACUGGUGUCAUAAUUAAUGGGCUAAGCUUGGGCGAUUGCCAGACAGUCACGCUGAGUCCUGUUGCAACCAACUCUCCGCUGAUACUGAACGGGGCUCAGGUAAUAACCAAACCUAGUAUCAGUGUGCAGCAGCAGCAAGCAGUUUCUAUGGCACAGCCGGAGCUUUCGGCCAAGCCGAGCAGCCUUCCGGCCGUUGUUUUUAGCACAAACACCACAUCAGUCUCAUACCCUCCAUCCAUCAUCUCUCUUCCUCUGCUAACCAGAACAGACAGCGGCAAUGCAAUGGAUUUCAUCAGUGUCUCUGAAUCUUCGUCUUCAUCUUUAUCUUUAUCCCCUUCCUCACCGACUCUGUCCUCCCCAACCAGGCUCCCCUCACUAGUCUUAACACAAAACACCCAACGCCAGGAGUCUCUCACCCUCCCGGCCUCCAUGUCAUCUGCAGGCAUGUUAAUCUCCAGUUCUUCUGUGCCUCUCUCCAGUCAACAAGGGGAGUACAUUGUCUUCGCCACAGCUGGCUCUCACUUAAACCCUUCUAGCUCUGUCAUUUACUCCAGCAACUCCGCCCCUCAGGUCUUCUCUCUGCCCCAGGUUGUGCCUUCCAUCCAGGGUAUACCAGUCUCCCAGCUGGUCCAGCACUCUUCAGGAGCCCAGGUGUCCCAAUGCCCUCAGUUGGUCCCAGUGUCCUCCCUCACCUCGCCAGCUCCUCAGUUCCAAAACCAGACAUUGAACACGAGCACCAGACUGGUGCAACAGCAGCAGGAUGCCUUAACAACUUUGCCUGAAGGUGCUACAACCAUAGUCUCUAUCUCACAGCUCAACAACAGUCAGCUCCCACAGCGAACGGUACACCAGCUGGGGGACCAAAGCACAAACUGCACACCCAGCAAAAUCCAGGUCCCACAGGUUAUUUCCAUCUCCUCCCCGACACAAGUAUUCCCAGUCCCCCAGACCAAAGGCACCACACCAGCACAGUUAGUCCCCCUCUCCAUGCCUCAGCUGGUCCCCAUCUCCCCCAUCCAAACUUCCUCCACCAUCUCUUUCCCCCAAGUGGUACCUGCCAGUCCUUCUCUCUCCAUCCCCUCGGCUGGAGUGCCCUUACAGAUCCUGACUUCAGCUCCUGCAGGGGUCGCACAGGGUCCUCUCAGAAUAAACCAGUUGAGGCCCAUUCAGAGUGUGGGUCCCCAAAGCAUUGCGGCCCCCAGUGUGCAGCUCCUCAACUCUGGGAUCAUUCAGCUGCCCUCUGCUCCUCCAGGUAACCUUCUCCUCGGUGGAGGCCCCUACCUGAGCGUCCAGCAAGGCAAGCUGAUUCUGACCAUCCCAGCCGGCAUUCAACUCACCAGCUUGCCCCUGAAACCAGUCCCUGAUGCUUUACCCAUCUCUGCUAAUGGACUGAGUCACCUUCUCACCUCCUCCGCCCCUCCUGUAGUCUCAACCACCUCAGGGCCGACCCCCAGUGGCCUCGCAUCAUGUCCCCUAAACUUCAUCAACUCGUCUCCACCGUACUGUGCUCUGGAGACGGGGACACCUGCCGUCCUCUCCCCUCCGGGGCUGGAACAUUCAGUCACCCCUACAAUGCUAAACUCUCUCACUCCAGAAAGUCUGCUUACCCUCAGUCCCAUGUACAGUGGGGUGACACCCAACACCCAGUUGUCCCAGCCAACCUGGAGCCCUGUGCCCCUCUCCACUUCGGCGAGUCUAACUUUGUUUGAUGUCCGCGGCAAGGGGGACCUAACUGUGGACCCGGCUUUGUUAGGCCUACCUGGAGGAGAGUCGCUGCUUCUGGGAAGCCCCUCGCCGGAGCAGGAUGUGGACGCCAACUCGGCACUGGGGAAUCCAGAGGACAUGGACGGGGACUCCAAGAUUCUCACUCAGCUCCAGUCAGUCCCCGUGGAUGAUGACCUCGGCUUGUAGUCCGUUUACCCGGCUGGUCGGCAACCCAGUGUCUCUAAAAACAAAAACAAUGAAACAACGCAGUAGGUUGCAGAAUCUGCCGUCGGACAGAUUUUUAUUCCACGCUGUCAAACUUCUAAGAGCCAAAUGUUUUUUUACAAAAUGUUCAGGUUCUGACAUGUACAACGAUGACGCACACUCGGUAGGGCCUGGUACCGUCACGGUCUCAGCUGGCACUUUUGAGAUCAAACCUCAGCAGCUUUAUUUCACAUAGAUGGGUAGGGUUACAUGGGAUGUUCUCGUGCGUUUCAGUUUUUUGUUUUUUUUUACUAAAAUCUGUACGUGCCUUAUGUGUUUCAUCAGAUGCAGACAGAAGAACUAACACAGAUUGGCCCAGUUACAAGUCCUGUGUGUUAAAAAAGAAAAGACUACACUAUGCAAGGCGUUAUGGCUUUGUCUACUCUCUCAGCUCUUCUUCGCAGUUUUGUGGACGACAGGCCAAGUUCAGCUGUACUUGGGAAAGAUGUCUGUUUUUUUUGCUGGCAAGAGAAGAAGUUCUUUGUGGAUCGACCACAGUAACUACACACCGCGGCGCUGUCUGGCAAAGGCAUGAAUCUAGAAAUAGUUGAGCUUGGCCUGUCUGUCCAGAGCGCAGAGAUUCAGGACUCAUUCUACCAGGAAACACUCCAGGAAUGAAGUGAGGAUUAUAUUCUUCACAAAGGGAACUGAGUUUAGUCGGUUGAGUUUUAUGUGGAACCAUUAGUACGUCGUAGCUUCAAGGGCUAUGCAGCAGUAUUUUAUUACCACAGGUUACUGAAGUCUAAGCUGAAACAUUAUUUGAUCAGUGAACUGUUUUAAAUGACUUUCUGCAGUUUUCAAGUGAGAAUGCUGCUCACCAUUAGUAAGAAUACAACACAGGAAAUAAAAAGGUCUACACUCUAUGCAAUGCAUGUUUAGUUCUUGAUAGGACACUUUGUGGCACAGGGGCAGAGUUGAUAAGCCAGUACUCUUGGGAGAUGAAAAAAAAAAUAAGAAGCUUUUAAAUACUGAACUUUUAAAUGAAGCAUGACACUAAAGCAUUUGCUGUGAUCCCACUUCGUGAUAUUUGUUGUCAAAUGCAUCCAAAAUCUUUGUUUGUUGAUAUUGAUAAGUGCCUUAUUUUAAAGCCUACAGGUUUGAUGUUUUUGAUAAAAAUGUUUCGACUUUUUACACAGUUUUACAAAUGCUAUACACAACCAAAGUUUGGGAUUCACGUCAUGGACUUAUUUGAAUAUCCACAUUUGUUUGUCUGUUUGAUCGCCAGUGAAAUAUAAUGUGACAGAUUUUGUUGCAUAGUCAUAGCCCGAUCGCAUCUAUUUGUAUAUGUUGCACCUUUCAUUCAUACGAUGUUUACUGCGCUGCUGUGUUGUUAUGACAGUGGUUGGACUCAUAUUCUCCUCUGAAAUAUCUUUUUUUAAAUUGGACCUUAAUCAUCCAGAUACUGAUCUCCUGAUGAAAUCUGUUGUAAAUUGAUUGGAACAGCUCCUUCCAUUAAAACCUUAAUAAUGCUUAUCAUCGUUAAAGCGUUCCACUGUCAUAACGCAGGUAGCGGUCAGACCUUUGGCUAAUUAUGGUACACAAUUGUUUGUCUUUUUUGUACAUUUAAUCUAUUUAAAGCAUGUAUCAAUCAGUAAGAAAGUGAGUCCUUGUGAGAAAAUGCAGAUAGGAAAUGAUAUUCAUUUUGACUUGGAAGGUCACAUUGUUGUGCAAACUGAGGUUUUACAAUCUUAGACUUGCAUGUAUUGAAGUCAUUUUGAUGGUCAUUUACAAAUACAGUAGGUCGCCCCCUGUUAAUUAAUGUUAAGGCCAUUUGUUCCCAGUGGCCUUUGAGCAGAUUAUUGAAUGGCUUGGACAAAUCAGUUUCAGUCUGAAAUUUAAAUGAAUAGUUAGGGGUAAAGGGAAAUGUGGAAUAUGGUAGCCUGCAUUUGUUUAUAUGAGCCAUUUCUUACCAAAGUAUGUUGACAUUAAAGCCUCAAUGGGCGUAUGCACAUUUGUACCCGUUUGUUUGUAGCCUGGGAUACGUUUAUGCUCUCUGCUACCGGACACACAUACAACUCCAGAUUUAACCAAAUAUAAUGUAUUCUGAUCGACUUUUUGAUAUUUGUGAAAGGGAACGUUUGUGUCUGUCAUUCAAGCUUCUUGUUUUCUCAUUUUUGUAUUCAAAUGCAUUCUAUUUUUUAUAUUUCAUAAUAUUGCAAUAAACUACAUUUACCGAAGCGGUUUCGGCUUUUGUUACGACUGUUGGGAACGGUUAAGUAUCGUUUGCACUAAAACUAUUUGUCCGAGGAUUAUGCUUCUAAUUUGGCAGGAAAAUGUUAUUCAAAUGCGUUUUCUUUCUACAUUGCAAAACCAUCAUACUCUCUCU
Anarrhichthys ocellatus (wolf-eel) is the source of this 5235-nucleotide messenger RNA. It is a transcript of the gene six5, whose product is annotated as SIX homeobox 5. The transcript has 3 exons. Gene Ontology annotation, biological process: regulation of transcription by RNA polymerase II. NCBI's taxonomy places the organism in Eukaryota, Metazoa, Chordata, Actinopteri, Perciformes, Anarhichadidae. Gene Ontology annotation, molecular function: DNA-binding transcription factor activity, RNA polymerase II-specific; RNA polymerase II cis-regulatory region sequence-specific DNA binding. The record is from RefSeq and is a predicted model, not a curated record. Gene Ontology annotation, cellular component: nucleus; transcription regulator complex. Bases 36 to 2852 code for a protein of 938 amino acids.